UUACAUUGUAUGGUUUCCUGCUGUGUUGGAACAGAUCUAAUCGAUUAUCGAAUCAUGGGUUCGGAAUCCGGGCCCAGCUUAUUGAAAUUACACUCAAAUAUUCACGCGCCACAAUUUAAAAAGCUCCAAGCACAGAACUCAGAAGCGCCUAAUGCAACUCAACUUUGAAUAUUACAUGAAGAUUACAUGCCAAUGGCGGUGUAAAAAAGAGUCAUAAAGCGUACAAGUUCGAAAUCAGUAGAGUAGCUCUGGAAUAUCAACACGGAAUUGGGUGGAGUAGGAGCAGAUUCUUUUGUACUGCAUUCAAAUGCACCCAUCCAUAGAUCAGCUGAUUAUAUGAAAAAAUAUAAAACUGUUUUUAAACAAAUUAAUUAUUUCAACAAGAUUUCCGUUUUAUAUAAACAAUAAUCUCCAAUCCUAUGAACAACCAACAAAGACUUUCCAAGAAUGACUUCGAAAAAGACUGCAAGACCAUGGCCAUCGAUUUCCUCGGAAAAAUCCUGGUGAGGAAACUGGACAACGGUACAGUAUUGAAGGGAAGAAUCGUUGAAACCGAAUGCUAUUUGGGAAACGAAGAUAAAGCCAGCCACUCUUAUGGAGGAAAGUAAGUUUAGUUUACUUACCAAAUAAUUCAAAAUUGGCGCUUUUAAGUAUUACUGGUUGUCUACCACCUUCAAGGUCAUUGUUAAAACAAUAAAACAACAUCUAUUGUUUACUUAAUUAUAAAAUAAUUACUCAGGUAUUUUAUAGUCUAGUAAUCUUAUCAAAAUUAUCUUUUUUAAGUACUUCUUAGUCUAAUUUAGUUCUCUAUUGUAAGUCCCAAACUUAACAAUGGACAAAGUGAGACUACCUUUAGAUAUUCUGAAAAACUCUGUUAACGUAGUGUUUACUGGCAAAGAGCCAUGGCAAAUUGUAUCAAUAACAACGAGUUCUGUGCUACUGAUUGUGUGGCUGUACGAUUUUUUGGACCGCGACGAAGACUUACUAACCAGAAGCAAAAAAACCAUAUUCAAAAUAGCCAAGUGUUUCCCUCAAAUCAAACGUAAAGUAGAUAAGGAAUUGGCAGACAUCAAUGAGAGCUUUAGAAAAGAAGUUGCUGAAAAAACGAGUCAUUUAGAGUACUUGGUACAGUUACCUUCAAAAGGAAUGAAUAGUCAAGAAAUUUUGAAGAUACUCAAUACAAAUUUGGCUUUGAAUCAAGAUUUAUGGAAGGGUGGGUGGGCUUCAGGGGCUGUUUAUGUACACAACGAGUCUUUACAAGCCUUAAUGGCAGACGCUUAUAAAGAAUCUUCAUAUACUAAUCCUUUGCAUCCAGAUUUAUUUCCAGGUGUUUGUAAAAUGGAAAGUGAAAUAAUUAGAAUCCUUAUUAACCUUUUUUAUGGAGAUGAAAAUGCUUGUGGUACCAUGACCACUGGUGGUACUGAAUCAAUUAUGAUGGCUUGUAAAGCUUAUAGGGACUACGCUAAAGAAACUAGAGGUAUUAGAAGGCCUGAAAUGGUUCUUCCAAUAACAGCUCACUCAGGUUUUGAUAAGGCUGGUUUGUACUUAAAUAUUCGUCUGAGGCAUGUGCGUUUAGAUCCAGCCACUUGCCAAGUAGACAUCAAAGCAAUGAAAAAAGCCAUUAAUCGUAACACCAUAAUGCUAGUAGGCUCAGCUCCUAAUUUCCCCUAUGGUACUAUAGAUGACAUUGCUGAAAUAUCAAAUUUAGGUCUAAAAUACAACAUUCCGGUUCAUGUUGAUUCUUGCCUAGGAGGUCUUUUGACUUGUUUCAUGGAAAAAGCUGGCUACCCACCUCCAGUGACUGAUUUCAGGCUACAAGGUGUUACCAGUAUUUCAGCUGACACUCACAAAUAUGGCUUCGCCCCUAAAGGUACCUCAGUUAUAAUGUACAAAGAGCCUAAGUACCGACACUAUCAAUACACUGUGACUACUGAUUGGGUUGGUGGAGUGUAUGGUUCACCUACGGUCAAUGGAAGUAGAGCGGGUGGUAAUGUAGCUACAUGUUGGGCAGCGUUAUUGUAUCACGGCAUAGAUGGUUAUGUCAGCGCUACAAAAGAAAUAAUUUAUACAACCAAGUUUAUUGAAAAAGGCUUGAGAAGGAUGAAAGGCAUUUACAUUUUUGGCCAACCAGCUACCAGCGUGGUGGCAGUAGGCAGCAACGAUUUCGACAUUUACCGUCUCUCAGACGCUUUAUUGACUUUAGGCUGGCAUUUAAACACUUUACAAUAUCCAUCGGCCUUCCAUAUUUGCGUAACUCUAUUGCAUACUAAGCCAGGAAUUGCUCAAAAGUUUUUGGAUGAUGUUAGAGAUUCCUUGGUUGAAAUUUUAAAAGAUCCUUCAGUACCUGUAGCUGGAAAAAUGGCGCUGUAUGGUACGGCUCAGAAGUUACCUGACAGAUCGAUUGUAGGGGAUAUAACUAGAUAUUUUUUGGAUUCCAUGUAUUACAUACCUGAACAACAGAAAAAGUGAAUGGAUAUUUUUUUACUUGAGAUGUUUAUAUUGCAUUAAUAUUAUUGUUAUAUUUAUGUUAUAUGAUGAUAUUUUAUCAAUGUUUUUAUGUGAUUAAAGUAUUUAAUUAUUUAUAAAAAAAAAAAAAAAAAAAUAGUCAAAAUGAGACAGUAUCAAAACAGUUUUAUAUGAAAUAAAACAUGAGGCACGAUACAACUCAAAUAGGAAUCAAAUUUAUAAAAACUAUCUACUGCACUGUCUUUCCAGACGAAACUGAUUCGCAAGCGGCGGCCGCUACAAAGAAAUAUGCCGCCAAAGA
Molecule: messenger RNA, 2767 nt
Organism: Ceutorhynchus assimilis (cabbage seed weevil)
Lineage: Eukaryota; Metazoa; Arthropoda; Insecta; Coleoptera; Curculionidae
Source: the annotation of a GenBank genome assembly